UUCUCAGCAAUCUUCGCCUCUGGUUCGACAUUCAGUUCAGUUCUCAGACCCACACGAUCAGAUCAGCAAAAUAAAGACCGAAUAAAGACCGAGGAACAGGGGAACGAAAGACAGAAGACAGCAUACAGAAGACAGAAUACAGAAGACGGAAAAAACUGAAAAUAACAAAAUCCAUUUCUAUAUACCCCCGAGAUCGAGAUCGAGAUGUGUAUAUGAACGCAGUUCCUGCUCGUAGACCGGUCGUCCGUCCGCAGCAUCUCGUUGUGUUCCACAAUUCCACAGAUCCACAGAUCCGCAGAUCCACAGAUCCACAGCUCCAAAGUUCAGUGAAGUGGACAAAAACAAAAGAAUCGAGGAUUGGGAAUCCUGCGCGGGGAGGAAAGUAUCGAUCCACGAUUUGUUGUAAUGGUGCACAGGCGCUGGAUUUUCUGUGAGAGCGGCGAGGAUCCAAACUUCAGAAAGGAGCACUACGAGUACACCCAAAGCCAGCACCGAUAAAUA
This is a messenger RNA of Drosophila gunungcola (fruit fly), 501 nucleotides long. RefSeq lists its product as uncharacterized. Bases 406 to 498 code for a protein of 30 amino acids. The record is from RefSeq and is a predicted model, not a curated record. NCBI's taxonomy places the organism in Eukaryota, Metazoa, Arthropoda, Insecta, Diptera, Drosophilidae. The transcript has a single exon.